AUGCCAUCGGCGCACAUCUUGAUUUCAACAGCUCGGCUAGUAUAUGGCCGAGGCAUGCCGCCUGGGCUACUCAAAUUUGGCAUAGUUGCAUCGGUUUUGGGUGCUAUAUUCAAGAUACUCAAAGAUUCUAAGCGUCUUAGUAGUCGCUGGUCUCCUUGGGUACCAUCCAGUGUUGCGUUAGCUGCAGGCAUGUAUAUUAUGCCUGAAAUGAUUUUGGCGCAAGGAAUUGGAGGUCUGAUUCAUUAUUAUAUCCUUGGGCGCUGGGGUCGAGAAAAGGAAUCGCGCCUCAUUUCCACGGCUACAGGCUUCAUACUUGGUGAAGGCUUGUUCAGCUUAGUUACCAUGAUCCUGCAGAGCAUUGACGCGCCACAUUUAUAA
Molecule: messenger RNA, 378 nt
Organism: Colletotrichum abscissum
Lineage: Eukaryota; Fungi; Ascomycota; Sordariomycetes; Glomerellales; Glomerellaceae
Exons: 2
Coding region: 1-378 (125 amino acids)
Cellular component (GO): fungal-type vacuole membrane
Molecular function (GO): oligopeptide transmembrane transporter activity
Source: RefSeq, a predicted model, not a curated record